Messenger RNA from Gekko japonicus, 1911 nucleotides. It is a transcript of the gene TTI2, whose product is annotated as TELO2 interacting protein 2. Gene Ontology annotation, cellular component: nucleoplasm; centrosome; cytosol. The coding region runs from base 237 to 1805 and encodes 522 amino acids. NCBI's taxonomy places the organism in Eukaryota, Metazoa, Chordata, Lepidosauria, Squamata, Gekkonidae. The record is from RefSeq and is a predicted model, not a curated record. The transcript has 7 exons.
CUCCUCUGUAUGUGCCUGGCGUUGGAAAUAGCAGUGGUAACCAAUUCUGUGUGACACCGGAUGCGUCUGUCAAGACCGCAGCCCCUUGGUUGGCUCCCCUUGGGAAAAACGGAGAGAAAGCUAAGCGGGGGGAGGGAGAGAAUGGGAGACGGGUGUCACAUGGAGGACAGCAAGCGUGGGAAGUGCGUGAAGUGUCUCUUUUAGAAUACAGUCGCACGGGGAGGCCGUUCAGAGCCAUGGAGCGACAUUCCCUGCUGAAUUCUCUGCAGCUGACCCUCCCAGAGGGGCAGGGAGCCCUUGAGUACCCCCCAGUAGAGCAGGUUCUCCCCCAGUUUCUGCAGCUUUUUGCAAGCGUGGGAGCCCAGCAGGCUGGUAGCAAAGCCAGGACAGGAAUGGUCAGAGACCUCUUUGCCAUCUUGGAGGCCGUAGACUGCCAAUGGCUGUUGGGGGGCCGCCAGGGGAAUUCCACCCCACUUGUCCUUAGAGACUUGGUGGUUGCACUGAGCACCUAUGCAGCACUACCCCAGCAGGAACAUGAUGGGGGAGAGCUCCCCAGCAAGGACCCAUCCUAUGCUGCUGCAGCCGAUCGGGCAGCAGAUGUCAGCCUGGUUUUCCGGAGCAUCUUGGCUAAGAUGGAAGAAGCAGCAAAAGGCUCAGAGGAACUGGGGUGCAAGGUGGUUGGCUCGUUCUUGUGCCAAGUGGCGGGGCCCAUGUAUAUUUUUGCUGUGACUCAUGCUGCAGAGAAGCCAUGGAGCAGACCGAGGACUCGAUCGCUGGCCCAGGAGCUGCUGGAAGGUUUGCUUCAGGUUUGGGGCUGCCAGUCAGUCCCUGAGUUUCUCAGAGGGGCCGCUGAAGAUGAAGAGGGUUGGUUUGCAGUGGUGAUGCAGUCCCUGAAGCCAGAGUUGACCAAAGAAACAUGGCAGCGCAACCCAGCCACAAAGCACGUGUUUUCAUGGACGCUCCAGCAGGUCACUCGGCCCUGGCUUGGCCCCCAUUUGGAGAAAGUUCUGCCGCCAUCGCUGCUCCUGUCAGAUGACUACCGGAUAGAAAACAAGAUCCUGGGCGUGCAGUGCCUGCACCAUAUCAUUCUUAAUGUGCCAGGAGCUGAUCUCUGCCAGUUCAACCGGGCACAGGUUGUGCACCACGCCCUCUCCAACCACAUCUACAGCAAGGAGGCCCGGCUCAUGCAGAUUGUGUUGCCAUGCUUACUGGACUUGCUGCCAAUCUUGGAAAGGGCCCCUGGACGGCCGUCCCGCCAGCCUCCAUCCGCUGUGCCCUCUGACAAGGUGCUCCGGCUGGUCUUGACCCAUAUGGAACCGGAGCACCAGCUCGCUCUGCGGAGGGUGUAUGCCAAGAACCUGCCCGCCUUUGUCGAGAGGCUGGGCAUCCACAUAGCCCGUCAUCUGAAGCGGCUGCAGCGGGUGAUCGUGGGAUACCUGGAGGUUUACGAUGGACCAGAAGAAACGGCUAGACUGGCAAUGUUGGAAACACUGAAGCGGACCAUACAGCACGCCUGGCCCAGGAUGACGACCCGUCUCGCGGUCCUGCUCCAAGCUCUGCUGAGGCUCAUGUGGGACACAGUCACCGACAGGAGCCCAACCCCUGAGCCAGUAACGGCCGCUUUGCUGCAGGGGGCCACAGAGUGCCUUCUCUUGCUGGAUCGGUGUUCCCACGGCCAGGUGAAGGUUCUCCUUCAAGGGGUCCAGCACAGCUGUCAAGAUGAUCGCCUUAGGGAAUGCCUCAGAAAACUGGAAGAGGAGCCUGUAGAAAGCUUCAUUCCUACAGAUCCCAAGAGGGAGUUUUAGCGAAGAAGAAAAUGCAUGCCAGGUUGAAAUAAACACCCUCUAGAUUUGAAGACGGGCAUUUUUGCCCUAAUACAGCUAAAAAAUUGUUUCCUGUUUUAAAAAAAAG